GGCAUCUGAGUCACACCUGCUGGUUACUCGGGUUGUGGAACCGUACGCCUGACAACCAGCGCUCCCUCCAGGAAAGUGAUUCAGAAUACGAAGUCAGCAAACGGACCACAAGAUAAAUACGUCCGGAAGACGAUGGGUGGCCUGUUCAGUUCACGGUGUCGCAGCAAAGCUCGGCUAGACGGCAAGACGGCCAUCAUCACUGGCGCCAAUACAGGCAUUGGCAAGGAGACAGCGAUGGACCUGGCGCGCAGAGGAGCGACAGUUGUGCUGGCGUGCCGAGACGAGCAGAAGGCGGAGGCGGCGGCGACAGAGCUGCGGAGGCGGCUGCAGAGCUACCAGGGAGCCGGAGAGGUGCGCGUCCAGAGGCUGGACCUCUCGUCGCUGACCUCGGUGCGAGACUGCGCGCGCCGCCUGCUCGACCAGCACCCCAACAUACACCUGCUCAUCAACAACGCGGGCGUCAUGGCGUGUCCACACAGCCUGACGGAGGACGGCUUCGAGAUGCAGCUGGGCGUCAACCACCUGGGCCACUUCCUCUUCACCUGCCUGCUGCUGCCCAGGCUGCGCGCCUCUGCUCCUGCUAGGAUCGUCGUCGUCUCUUCCCUAGCUCAUCGCAAUGGAUCUAUCAAUUUCGACGAUCUGAUGUGGGAGAAAUCGUACAGUGCAGUGGGCGCCUACGGACGUAGCAAGCUCGCUAAUAUCUUGUUUGCCAAAGAACUGGCAAAGCGACUGGAAGGUUAG
Messenger RNA from Schistocerca cancellata (South American locust), 741 nucleotides. Its product is annotated as retinol dehydrogenase 13-like. The record is from RefSeq and is a predicted model, not a curated record. The transcript has 5 exons. Lineage: Eukaryota; Metazoa; Arthropoda; Insecta; Orthoptera; Acrididae. The coding region runs from base 133 to 741 and encodes 202 amino acids.